This is a messenger RNA of Salvia hispanica, 1661 nucleotides long. Its product is annotated as protein WVD2-like 4. The record is from RefSeq and is a predicted model, not a curated record. Gene Ontology annotation, molecular function: microtubule binding. NCBI's taxonomy places the organism in Eukaryota, Viridiplantae, Streptophyta, Magnoliopsida, Lamiales, Lamiaceae. Gene Ontology annotation, biological process: microtubule cytoskeleton organization.
UCAUCAUAAAUUCUCCAAUCAAAACUCACUCAUCUCUCCCCGUCCGUUUCCAAACAUACAUUCCUUCCCACCUUUUUAAUUGCACAAUACAACAAGAUUCCACCGCAUCUCCUCACUUCCCGCAAUCCACUUCCAAGGAAUAUUCGCUUUUUUGUGGAAUGGAGUCUGAAAAUGGGAUUUGUGUUGAAGAUGAAAAAAGAUUAGUUCUUGAAAACUCUAAUAGCGAAGGCUCGAGUGUGGAUGUGAACAAGGAGAAUGUGAUGAGUGGUGAAAAUGAAGUGGUAAAAGACAAGGAAGGCAUUAGUUCAUCUCCGCCCCAAUUCGAAUCAUCUUCAACUGUGUCAAAGACUACUAAAACCUCCAAUGCUAAAAAUCCUAAUGGGAGAUCCAAAAAAAACAGUGAAUUGGCCAAGAAUCAAUCUGAUUCCAAAGGAUCAGUGGCCUUUGGCCGGAGUAGGAAGCCAAGCCUGUCACAGUCUCUGUCCUUUCCGUCCAGAGGCCGUCACUCUGAUCCGAUGAAACGAAGCAUUGAGGUGCAUCCGGCAAAGCCAGAGCCUGGGAGAAAUGGUGUGAAAGAUAAUGAUGAUGCCAAGGUUUCUGGUGGAUUGAGGGCAGGGAAGGUUGCUGGUGGUAGACGUGCAACUUUAGCUUCGAUGCCUAGUGCAUCUCAAUCUGUGUCAGGGAAGCAGUUUCCUGGUGAUGGAAAUGAAAUGAAGACUGAAAGUGACACAUUGGUUGAGAAGAGUUCGGAGCCUAGCAACGACGUGUUGCCUGUAAGGGAGGAGGAGGAUGCUCGUUCCACUACAUCAUCAACUCUUACUCCUCGGACACAGCAGAGGAUGAAUGUCUUAGCCUUCUCGUUCAGGUUGGAAGAGCGUGCUGAGAAGCGGAAAGAGUUCUACUCGAAGAUAGAAGAGAAAAUACAUGCCAAGGAAGUUGAAAAGACUACUCUGCAAGCAAAAUCGAUGGAAAGCCGAGAGGCAGAGAUAAAACAACUGAGAAAGAGCUUGACCUUCAAAGCUACGCCUAUGCCAAGUUUCUACAAGGAACCUCCUCCAAAAAACGAACUCAAGAAGAUACCAACCACACGUCCGAUAUCUCCGAAGCUUGGAAGGAACAAAGGUGCUGCUGCUCCCGCGUCUGCCAACUCCCUUGAAAAUGAUGGCAAUUCUCCUAGGUCUCCCAAGAUCAAUGGUGUUAAAGGCAUUGUUGCUUCGAAGAAGCCAACGAGAAGCUCCCUGCUCAAGCCUAAAACUCAAAAUUCUCCCACAACUACAAAAGCGAAAAAUGUGGAGACAGGGGUCCAAAACAAUGCACAGACACCAGAUAAAAUUGGGGAUUCUUUGCAGUGCAACGGAUUUUCUGAGGCGGCGGCUGCUGAUGUUAGCGUCGAAGCUUGAAUUAGGUGAUCAAUCACCUUUGCAUGCUAAAUUUCAAGGUGUUUCAAACUCCAUUUUGCUGUGAAUACAGUUGGUGUAUGUUGUAAGUUUGAGUCAAGUAUAUUUGUUCAAUGUGGUUGCUGUUUAAUUUGUGUAUUAUGUAUCAUAGUGGAACAAGGAAGUAAUACGUUGUACGACUACAGUAGAUGUAGGGAUGCAUCUACCGUCUGUAACUUCUUUUCUUCUCUCUCUCUCUCUAUAUAUAUAUUUAAUAGGCUCUAA